CAAUGGAGGGUUCAUUGGAAAAGAAUAAUGGGUUGAGUAAUUCGGGUGAGGUUCCUGUUGAUUUCGAAGUGGAAAUUGAGGGUGAAAAUGGAAACCAAACGGACACGGAGACUGAUGAUAAUAGUAUCACUGUGGAAGGACCGCAGUACGAGACAGACAAUUGGCGCAGGACAUGAAUCACAAGGCCUUUACCAUCUUACCUCUUCAAAUUCCUUCACAGCAUGCUUCGUUAUAGACCUUCCAAACCUAAUUCACAAACGUUUGGGACAUCCGAGUCUAUCCAAGCUCCAAAAGAUAGUGCCUAAUUUGUCAAUUUUAUCUACAUUAGAUUGUGAGUCAUGUCAACUUGGGAAACACACCCGUGCUAGUUUCUCACGUAGUGUUGAGAGCUUGAAGUCUAUUUUCUCAUUGGUUCAUUCUGAUGUUUGGGGUCCUUGUAGAGUCAGUUCACCUUUAGGUUUUCGUUAUUUUGUUAGUUUCAUUGAUGAUUUUUCAAGAUGUACUUGAGGUUUCUUAAUGAAAGAUCGUUCUAAGUUAUUUUCUAUAUUCAAAAGUUUUUGUACUGAAAUACAAACUCAAUUUGGUGUUUCUAUUCAUAUUUUUCGUAGUGAUAGUGCCUUAGAAUACUUAUCCUCUCAGUUUCAGGAGUUUAUGACCCAUCAUGGAAUUGUUCACCAGACAUCUUGUCCAUAUACCCCUCAGCAGAAUGGUAUAGUAUAAAGAAAAAAUAGGCAUCUUCUUAAGACUGUUCGCACUCUUCUCAUUGAACCCUAUGUUCCACUGCAUUUUUGGGGCGAUGCAGUCCUCAUUUGUUAUCUAAUUAAUAGAAUGCCAUCAUCUUCCAUUCAGAAUAAGGUUCCUCUUUUUAUAUUGUUUCCACAAUCACAUCUUUACUCUAUCCCCCCUCGUGUCUUUGGGAGCACAUGCUUUGUUCAUAACUUAGCCCCUGGAAAAGAUAAAUUAGCUCUUCGUGCUCUCAAGUAUGUGUUCCUUGGUUACUCUCGAGUUCAAAAAGGGUAUCGUUGUUAUUCACCGGAUCUUCGUCGCUACUUUAUGUCCAUCGAUGUCAUUUUUUUUGAAUCUCGACCUUACUAUAUAUCUUCUGAUCAUCCUGAUGUCUCUGAGAUUUUACCCGUAUCUCCAGUCUUACCUGCACCAUCCUUGGUCUUACCCGUAUCUCCAGACUUACCCAAACCAACCUUUGCAAAAUCAACGUUUACUUCUACGUCUCUAACUGCAGUGCCACCACUUCUGACUUAUCAUCGUCGUCCGCGUCCACUAUUUGUCCCAGAUGACUCAUGUCAUGUGUCUGACGCUGCUCCUACUGCGGACUUGCCUUCUCCUAGCCAAUCAAUUGCACUUCAAAAAGGAUCUGUUAGCGGCAAUGGGUCUGAGCAUAGUGCUGAAAAUGUGGAAAAGUCUGUGGAGAAAUUGGAACCUUGUACUAGUCACCAAGUUAAAGCCAAAGCUGGAAGACACAAACAAAACCACAGUCGAUCUCUAGGUCUGCUAGCUGCAAAACUUUUUGAUGAUGAAGUUCCUUUAAGAAAAAAGCUCAAAUUGUUCAAUAGGCUUGCAACUGUUCAAGAUGAUGGUACUGUGCAAUUUGAAGUUCCGGGGGAUAUUAAACCUGAGAAGCUUGAUUUUGGCACCGGAGUUGUUUACAAUGGAGCUUUAGGUGAAGCAGCAAAUGAUGUAGAUAAUGUAGCUGAUAUUCCAGAAUUACCUCCACUGCAAAUUGUUAUGCUCAUUGUUGGGACGAGGGGAGAUGUACAACCAUUUGUUGCCAUUGGGAAAAAGUUUCAGGAAAAUGGUCAUAGGGUGAGACUAGCAACUCAUGCCAAUUUUAAGGAGUUUGUAUUGGGUGCUGGAUUGGAAUUUUAUCCUCUAGGUGGAGAUCCAAAAGUUCUUGCUGCAUACAUGGUAAAGAAUAAAGGGUUUUUGCCAUCUGGACCUUCGGAAAUACUUAUUCAACGGAAUCAGAUUAAAGAUAUUGUAUUCUCCUUAUUACCUGCAUGCAUAGAUCCCGAUCCGGAGUCAAAUGUUCCAUUCAAAGUAAACGCCAUUAUUGCCAAUCCUCCUGCAUAUGGACAUAUGCAUGUAGCAGAGGCCCUGAAAGUACCAUUGCAUAUAUUUUUCACAAUGCCAUGGACGCCUACUAGCGAGUUUCCACAUCCUCUCUCUCGUGUCAAGCAGUCAGUUGGUUAUAGACUAUCAUAUCAAGUCGUUGAUGGACUGAUCUGGCUAGGGAUUCGGGAUGUGAUAAAUGACUUUAGGAAGAAAAAGCUGAAGUUAAGGCCAGUAACUUAUUUGAGCAACUCCAACAGUUAUCAUCCAGAUGUGCCAUAUGGGUAUAUAUGGAGUCCACACCUAGUUCCUAAACCCAAAGAUUGGGGCCCAAAAAUUGACGUGGUGGGGUUUUGCUUCCUAGACCUUGCUUCCAAUUAUGAACCCCGAGAAUCACUCGUCAAAUGGCUUGAAGAUGGUGAAAAGCCUAUCUAUAUUGGCUUUGGAAGUCUUCCUGUUCAAGAACCUGAAAAAAUGACCAAGAUAAUUGUUCAGGCUCUAGAAAUGACUGGACAAAGAGGUAUCAUUAACAAAGGCUGGGGUGGCCUUGGGAACUUGAAGGAACCAAAGGAUUUUGUGUACCUGUUGGAUAAUUGCCCUCACGAUUGGCUAUUCCUGCAAUGUGCUGCUGUGGUGCAUCAUGGAGGUGCUGGAACAACCGCUGCUGGACUGAAAACCGCUUGCCCAACAACUGUGGUACCUUUCUUUGGCGAUCAAACCUUUUGGGGUGAACGCGUGCAUGCUAGGGGAGUAGGUCCUGCUCCCAUCCCUGUGGACGAGUUCUCCCUUGAAAAGCUGGUCGCUGCUAUCCGGUUCAUGCUAGAUCCAAAGGUAAAAGAACGUGCUGUAGAACUAGCAAAAGCCAUGGAACAUGAGGAUGGAGUGACUGGAGCUGUGAAAGCAUUCUAUAAACAUUUCCCUCGAGAAUCACUUGAGCCUAAGCCUGAGGUCUCGCCUCGUCCUCACCAUUUCUUUUCCCUAAGACGUUGUUUCGGACGCUCCUAAUAUUUUAUUCAAAGUGUACUUCUGUGUGAUCAAUGUUGUAUAAACAGAAAAGAUCGUCGGAUUAGCAACCUUGAUAUCAAAAAGAAUCCAUAAAAAAAUUAAGGAUCCAACGCCAUGGUAGAAUUCUAGAUAAUGUGCGGAGUUUUUUCUUCUUUUUUUCUCA
This is a messenger RNA of Capsicum annuum, 3235 nucleotides long. Its product is annotated as sterol 3-beta-glucosyltransferase UGT80A2. Gene Ontology annotation, molecular function: nucleic acid binding; hexosyltransferase activity; UDP-glycosyltransferase activity. The record is from RefSeq and is a predicted model, not a curated record. Gene Ontology annotation, biological process: carbohydrate metabolic process; DNA integration. Lineage: Eukaryota; Viridiplantae; Streptophyta; Magnoliopsida; Solanales; Solanaceae.